Molecule: messenger RNA, 2142 nt
Organism: Pisolithus orientalis
Lineage: Eukaryota; Fungi; Basidiomycota; Agaricomycetes; Boletales; Pisolithaceae
Exons: 2
Coding region: 1-2142 (713 amino acids)
Molecular function (GO): protein binding
Source: RefSeq, a predicted model, not a curated record
AUGCUCAGACAACUUUCCUGCCGGCCCCCGUGGACUAGGAACGUCCGUCUUUUCGACUCCCUCCCACCCGCCAUCCGCAGUCACCAGUAUGCCGGUGCCAGCAGCCGACCGGUGAAGCUCAACGCAUCGCUGAUGUCAUUCCAGACCACCCGGAACACCGUCAGCCUCUUUAAUGGACUGGAUGGUGCCAUUCCGGAUGCAGAUGUCACUUUCUUCAAUGAAAGUGUUCUCAGGCUUCGGCGUGCUCUUCAUAUCCGUGAUGUAAAGCGCGUAUGGGAGUGUUGGUCGCAAUUGAGGGACAGGAAGCUCCUGAAGCUACUCGGACCAGAAUUACAGAGCUACUCUCUGCAACUUUCCAAGCUCUGCCCUCGCACAGCGGAAGUGGGACAGGCGCAGAAACUCAAAACCAUCGAAACUAUGGCGUUGUACUCCGCAGGGCGGGGUGCCGUUGCUGCUCUUGCAGCUUGUAUGACUGCAUAUUUGCAAGUAGGCAACUCUCGCGCAGUUAUGGACCUCUUCGACAGCUAUCUGAAUGAGCUCCACGAGUGUCGGGGAAAUCCUUUGCCAUCCGACGUCCUUCCUGCAGAAGGACAGGGAGAAGAAGACUUAGAAGACUUCACCUCAGGGCCUUCGUCCGAUGCCUCCCGGCAAAUUCCAGUUCCCCACACUAUCCUCCUCGCGCUGAUCACUGCUUUUGCCAUUGACAACGCUUUUCCCGCUGCCUUGCACGCGUAUCUGCAAUUUCCGAGGAAAUUUCCGAAAGAUAUGGUAAAGCAAUUCCUGUCGCAAUUCUCCGAUUCGUCUCUUUGCUCCAAAGUGGAGAGUUAUGUCCAACGGCUACAUAUAGCAAGAUAUCUGUCUCAGCCUCGUCUUCUCACGUAUCGCACGUCUCUGCUUGCAAGCAACUCGGACGAUACAGGGCUUCAGAGGCUGUAUAACCAGGUCAUCGAUGGGCUCGGUGGUGAAGAAGCGUACAUCACUGUCCGUCCAGCCGAGCUCACCGAGCGUAAGCCCGUUGCACUAGAGGAAAUAAACUGGGCAGCAUUCUUGACAGCCUUUCUCAAGUGCAAUCGUAGGGAUCUCGGCGUAUCGUUAUGGAAUGACAUGUUAAGGUUUGGCGCCAAACCGACCGCCAUAUCUUGGACGGCACUGCUGGAUGGAUAUGACGGCCUGAAAACGCCGGAGGACGCAGAAAAAGCAUGGAACGUUAUGACUGCCCAUGGUAUGGAGCCAUCCGCGACGACCUAUCGUGCCAUCAUAUCUACGUUUUUCAACGCUCAUGAACCAGCCGGUGCUCUCCGAUAUUUCCAGCUUUUUCAACAGCGGCUUUCAGAAGGGUGGGAGGCCGACAUAGGGGAUUGCGUAGCGGUAUACAACACAGUUCUCCAUGGCCUUCUUAUCAAUGGUCGCAGUGGGGAUGCCCAUGCGCUGCUACAGCACCUCCGGGAGAAGGGACCCAAACCUGACAUUGUCUCAUUUAACACAGUCCUGCGCUACCAUGGUCGCCGAGGUGAAUUCCGCCAUGUGUCUCGUAUCCUGGACCAAAUGAGCGAGGAUGGCCUUACUGGUGACGUCUACACCUUCUCGACUGUACUUUCGUCGCUGCUUAAGAUUGGGAGGACGGACGCGACGGACCUCAUUCUUAAUCUUAUGCGAAAACAAAACAUUGAGCCGAAUGCUGCUGUUUUCUCAGCCAUCAUCGACCACCAAGUUCGAGAAGGAACGGAGCAGGAUUUACAGGCAGCGAUGGAGCUUCUCCGGCGCAUGGAGCGGUCUCCAGAAGCGCGGCCAAACGAUAUAACGUACACGAGCAUCUUGGCAGGAUUGCACCGCCAGCAUUGGGUGAACACAACAUUUACACACGAGUGUAAACGUUAUGUUCUUGGGCGGAUGAAAGAACGGGGAAUUCAGUUUAACCGUACGGUCUACCACAUCUUACUCAAAGCGUGUUUAGAAAACCCGGCGCCGGAGGGACUCCAGGAGGCAAUGGGGUAUUACAAGGAGAUGGUGAAGAAGAAAGUUUCAUUGAGCUACGAUACGUGGUAUGUGCUAUUACGAGGGCUUAUCAGCAGGGAGGCGUGGGACGUUGCAGAUGAGUUGGGUCAGAAAGCGAACGGCUUGGAGGAAGAGGUUAGGACCUAA